AGCUGUGGCGAUCAACUUAUUAUUAAUUUAAUUGUCAUUGUAAUCAAUAAAUAAAAGCGAAACAAACAGUUGAACGUUAAACCAACAAAUUUUAUAAGAAAUAAAAGCGAUUUGAUUAAAAGUGUGUCUGUUAAUUUGGUUUAAAUUAGGGAAUUAUUAAAAAUUAAUUUUGUGAUAUCAAUUAAAUUAAAUUUUUAUAAAUAAAUUUAAUUAAUCCCACUUUCCCUUUAAAUGAUUAUGAAGUUAAUCGAAUAUUUGUAAAAAUAACUGUAACUCCUGAAGAAUAAAAAUUUACUAUGAAUAGAACUCGGAAAAAAAUUACUCGUCCGCAAAAUCCCUACUCAACUGCAAAUUUUUUCUCACGCUGGAGUUUUUGGUGGAUGAAUGCCCUUUUCCGAAGAGGUCUAAAAGGUCCAUUGCUAGACGAAGAUUUAUAUCAGCAUUGUAAUGACUUGGACAGUGAACGCUGCACAGAUACAUUUAGUAAAUUAUGGGAUGAGGAAAGGAGACGCGAUAAACCAAGCAUCUUACGUAUGAUAAUGGCGGCCCACGGAAAAACUUUCAUACCUUUAGGAAUAUUAUACUCAAUGUGUGAGUCUUUAAGCAAAUGCUUACAGCCGCUCUUUUUGGGAGGUUUCGUUGGUUAUUUCGUUAGCGGCCAAGAAACAAUUAGUGAACAAGACGUUUAUCUGCUGGCGAUUGGCAUCGUAUUGUGUUCGGCAGUACCUGUAUUAACAUUUCAUCCCUUCAUAUUUUAUAUUUUUCAAGUUGGUACAAAAAUACGUUUAGCUCUCUCAGGAUUAAUUUAUCGCAAAUGCCUGCGUAUGUCGAGAAACACAAGUAAUGACGGCUUGCGGGGUCGUGCCAUUAACCUAUUGUCAAACGAUUUAGGUCGCUUCGAUAUUGCUUUAGGUUUUCUACACGAUAUCUGGAAAGGACCGACGGAAUCUUUAAUAAUCGGUUAUUUAAUGUUUCAAGAGAUCGGGAUAUCGGCCGUGAUAGGUGUUACGUUCAUGCUUAGUUUUAUACCAUUGCAAGCGUGGGCAGCAAAAAAAGCCGCCUAUUAUCGGCAGAAAACUGCCGAACGAACGGACUUGCGAGUUAAACUAAUGAACGAAAUUAUUCAAGGCAUUCAAGUAAUCAAAAUGUACGCCUGGGAAAAGUCUUUCGCUAAGGUGAUAGCAGAUGUACGAAUGAAAGAAGUUCAGGCCAUACGUGGAACUUCGUUUAUUUAUGCGGCUUUGGCUUGCACUUCAAUGAUUUCUCCAUUGUCGAUAUUUUUGGCUUUGGUAUCAUACAUCUAUUUGGGGGAUGCUUUAACAGCUAAACGAGUUUAUACUGUGUCAUCUUAUUUUAGCAUGCUUAACGAUUCAAUGGUGCACUUUUGGCCACUCUCGAUAACAUUUAUAGCUGAAGCUUGCGUUUCAGCUAAGCGUUGCGCACAAUUUCUGUUAGAUGGCGAACAAGAACCAAUCGACGAUAAAAAGAAGAAUGGCAUCAAGAAUAAACAUUUAAAGAACAAAAGAAAUCAGCAUAAAGAUAUAAAACCUAUAAAAAAGCCUAAAGAAAAUAAUAGUGACAUUAAUUUCCUGGUCGAGCCGGUAUUUACAAGUCCGGCAAGCGUUAGACGUCAGCAGAACAUAAAUGCAUCGAAUAAAAGCGUUAUAUUACGAAAUGUCACAGCAACAUGGGAAUCGGAAUCUGACGUUGCAAGUACUCAGAGAGCGAUGGCUAUCAACGAUUUUAACAUUACAAUUAAGGAUAAGACACUAGCUGCUGUGGUGGGAUCAGUAGGUGCUGGUAAAUCUACUUUGUUAAAUGUCUUGUUGGGCGAAAUUAAUGCAGAUUCUGGUGAAGUGUUGGUAAACGGUAAAAUAUCCUAUUGCUCCCAAGAGCCAUGGGUAUUUGAAGGCACUAUUCGCGAUAACGUGGUCUUCGUAGAGGAGUUCAACGACAGACGUUAUCGGCGUGUUUUGAGAGCGUGCGACUUGGAGCGAGACCUUGAGCUACUACCGCGGGGGGACCUAACUGUAGUAGGCGAACGAGGAGUUAGUUUAAGCGGCGGACAAAAGGCACGCAUUAAUCUGGCCAGAGCUAUAUAUCGCAAAGCUGAUAUUUAUCUUCUGGAUGAUCCGCUGUCGGCGGUAGAUUCGCAAGUGGGAAGGCAUAUAUUUCAGAGCUGUAUUAACAAUUUUCUGGCGGGCAAAAUUCGUAUAUUAGUUACUCAUCAAUUGCAGUACUUAAACAAUAUUGAGCACCUCAUUUUAAUAGCUGCCGGUAGCGUUAUUGCUCAGGGAAGUUACCAGGAGUUGCAAAAGUCGAAUCAAUUUCAAUUUUUGGCUCAAACGAUUGACGAAAGUGGUUUUGAUAAAGUAAUUAAAGAUGAAUUGAGUAGCCUCAGCCAGAUGUCACGUAGCGACUCGGAAAGGAGCUUAGAACACAAUCAUUUACUGCAUCCAGGGGAGAAAUCGGUGGAAGACUUAAACAAAGAAAGCCAAGCAGUGGGUGCAGUGAAGUUGGAUGUAUAUCUAUCUUACUUUCGCGCUUUGGAAAAUAUGUUCGUUCUUCUUCUUAUAGUCGCCCUCUUCAUAUGCGCCCGCGUUAUGUUGACGGGGGUGGAUUACUUUUUGUCUAGAUGGGUUAUUUGGGAAGAAAAUGUAGGAAUCGCAGUCACAAAUACUUCAACAAAUUUUACUAACUACGAUGCACAUAAUAUAACUGAGAGCUAUAAUAGUUAUGACGGAGAAGUAGCGAUAGAACGUCAACAACGUAUCGUGAUAUAUUCGUCGUUAUUAGGAAGCACUUUGAUUGUGUAUUUGGUGAGAACGUUUGGCUUUUUUUCUAUGUGCCUUAGAAUUUCUUUGAAGCUACAUGAUCGCCUCUUUCGUGGCAUUACAAGCACCAGUAUGUUAUUCUUUAACACUACUUCAUCGGGACGAAUUCUAAAUCGUUUCUCCAAAGAUAUACGCACCGUGGACGCCGAUCUACCUCAUACAUUGAUAGAUUGUCUGUCAUUUUUCAUUGACGUCACGGGUGUUCUAAUCACCGUAGCUAUUGCCAAUUACUGGCUGUUAAUUCCAGCGAUUGUUAUAGUUUUAUGCUUAAUGGUGGUGCGCUAUCUUUAUGUGUGUACUAGUCGUAGUGUUAAACGCUUGGAGUCAAUUUCACGUAGCCCCGUUUACUCGUUAACCAAUCAGACUUUUCAAGGCUUAACCACUAUAAGGGCUCUGGAAGCUGAGAAGGUUCUAGAGAACGAAUUUCAUGGGUAUCAAAAUUCGAAUACAUCAGCUUGGUUUUUAUUUCUCUCCAGCAACCGUGCUUUUGCAUUAUGGACUGACGUCAUUUCCGUUAUAUACAUUGGUUUAGUUACUCUAAGCUUCUUGGUAUUGCCAACAAAUUUCAACAGUGGCGAUGUGGGUUUGGCCAUUCUACAAUCGACAACGAUGAUUGGUAUGUGCCAGUGGGGAAUGCGUCAGACCGCUGACCUUGAAAAUCAAAUGACUAGUGUAGAGCGAAUCUGGGAGUACACUGAGCAGCCGCCUGAAACAUCAAGUAAAACGAUAAAAAUCUUAAAAGCGGAAAUGGGUUGGCCUAACGAAGGACGCAUAGACUUCUUAAAUUUUAAUUUGAAAUACAAUCCUGAUGACAUAUAUAUACUGAAGGAUCUGAAUUUCACUAUAGAGCCCAAUGAGAAAAUCGGUAUUGUUGGUCGAACCGGAGCUGGUAAAUCUUCUAUCAUACAGUCGCUGUUCCGUUUGGCCUACAAUGAAGGUACGAUUCUUAUCGAUGGUGUCGAUAUUGAGAUGUUAGAUCUGUACGAUUUGCGUAGCAAAAUUUCAAUAAUACCUCAGGAUCCGGUUUUAUUUUCGGGAACAUUGCGUUACAAUCUGGAUCCUUUAGAUCAACGCCAAGACGAAGAUAUGUGGAAAGCCCUUGAAGAUGUAGAAUUAAGAUCUUACGUCUCAACACUAAUCGGAGGUUUGGACUGCCGUAUAUAUGACGGUGGAGCCAACUUCAGUGUAGGCCAACGACAAUUGGUCUGUUUGGCUCGCGCUAUUCUCAGGCAAAAUAGAAUACUUAUACUUGAUGAAGCUACAGCCAAUGUGGAUCCAGAAACCGAUAAGCUUAUACAAAGGUCUAUACGUUCGAAGUUUGCCAAAUGUACGGUGCUUACAAUUGCGCAUCGCUUACACACAGUGAUGGACAGCGAUCGCGUUUUGGUUAUGGAUGCCGGCAAGGCAGUCGAAUUAGAUCAUCCCUUUGUAUUGCUGCAGCGAUCGAAUGGUUUUCUAUAUCAACUAGUUGAUCAGACAGGCAUAACCACUGCCACAGCACUAUUAAAAGAUGCCGAGAAAAAUUACAAAAAGAAACCGACCAGUAUCGCUUAACGCGCGAAACAACAAUUAAAAUGUGAUGUUUGAAUUAGCUCAACUAAUCGUAUUACCCGUUAUCGUUAUAAAAAUCUCUUUUCCCUUAUAUUUUUUUUUUUUUUUUUUUUUUUUUUUUUUGCCGUCGGAACGUAAAUCUCAUCUCAUCGUUCUCAACUAAUAUAAGAUAUAAGAAUAUGUAAUGAGUUUGAAAAUGAGCGCAUAAUCACUGCAUUAUUUUCCAAAAACUAAUUACAAGUUACCUAAAUGUGUUCUUGCGUACUUAUCGAAGCCUUUAUUACUUUAUUUACUUAGGUGAACGCAUCAAAAGACUUAGGUAGAAUGAAUUCAUCAUAAGACCUCAUAUAAAUACUUAAGUUGAUUAAAUAUUAUAAAACUUAAUUUUUUCAUAAGUAUUCUUAGCCAAAUUUAAAAAUAGUUGUACAAUCUCAAAGUGAUAUCCGUGAUAAGUAAAUAAUAGCCGAGUGAUAUUUAUUUAUACAUACAUACGUAAAUUUGUAUUGCAGUCGAUAUGACAUUACUAAUAAUAGUAUUCAAUAGUAAGCAAAAAGUGCCUAAAAUUAAGCAUCUAAAGCAAUAUUUUCGGAGAAACCAACAACUAAAUAAAAAUUAAAUAAAGAAAAUAUAUCCAUUCAUUAUAAAGAAUUGUAUGUAUAUAUAUAUGUAUAUAGUGUGUCUCUAGUAACAGAUGGAAGGUAUAAAAAUACAAUGUCAUCAAAUAUGCUGAGAAAAAGACUGCGGAAAUUUUUUACCUUCAACUAAAUACUCGCCAUUUGUACUACAAUCUCGAUAAUUGCUUACGCCUUCAACUCUUAUUAAGAACACUGGAAUGAAAACGAGAAUUGGUUUUCUUAAAAAGACGUAAGAAUCCCAAAAAAACAGUGGUAUAUGAACAAACAUAAAACUGCUUCAGGUAGGGAGUAUUCAUAAUAGGCGAGGAAGC
Molecule: messenger RNA, 5331 nt
Organism: Glossina fuscipes
Lineage: Eukaryota; Metazoa; Arthropoda; Insecta; Diptera; Glossinidae
Gene: rdog
Product: probable multidrug resistance-associated protein lethal(2)03659
Exons: 7
Coding region: 297-4388 (1363 amino acids)
Biological process (GO): transmembrane transport
Cellular component (GO): membrane
Molecular function (GO): ABC-type transporter activity; ATP binding; ATP hydrolysis activity
Source: RefSeq, a predicted model, not a curated record